AUGACUUAUCAAAGGCAACAGGGCUAUAAUCAGCAACACCAACAACAAUUAACCUACCAACCACCUCAUCAGCAGCAUGAUAGUAACAUGAUCGAAAUCAGGGGUAUGCUGCAACAACUCAUUGAGACAAAUGGAAAGAUGCAAGAGAAGUUAGUUGCACAUGAUUCAACAAUCAAAGGCAUUGAAACUCAACUGGGACAGUUAUCUAUGGCCUUGAACAAUCGCCCACAAGGAACAUUGCAUACAGAUACAAACGUUAAUCCAAAGGAGCAGAACCAGAAUCAUCUCAUGGCAGUGAGUCUCAGGAAUGGGAGAGAUUUAGACAGGGAGCAAGAAGUUGCUCAAUCCAGGAGAGAGACAAUGCCAACUACUCCAGCUGCUCCAGUUACAUUAGAGAUCGAUGAGUCGGCAGAGCUCACCGAGGUUGUAAGCAAGCAAGCACAUGUUGACAAGGGUAAGGAGAAGGAAGGUGAACAACUCCUAGAACAGGUAGUAGAAAAAGCUUCCAGCAAAGAAAAGACGCAAAGCAGUAGGCAGAGUUUGAUUCCUGCACCAUUCCCUCAGAGGGAAAUGCCAGGGUAUGCAAAAAUAAUGAAGGACUUGAUGUCGCGAAAAUUUGACUUCCAGGGCCUGUCCACUGUAACUCUAACGCAGACCUGCAGCGCGGUAGUGACAAGAACUAUGGCUCAAAAGGUGUCUGAUCCAGUGAAAAGACCGACUGGAAUUCUUGAUGAUGUGCUUGUUCAAGUGGGGAAAUUUUUAUUCCCUGUAGACUUCGUCAUUAUUGACUGUCAAGUGGAUGAAGAGAUACCAAUCAUUUUGGGCAGGCCGUUUCUAGCCACUGUGAGAGCAUUGAUUGAUUGUGAUACUGGGGAUUGA
Nicotiana tabacum (common tobacco) is the source of this 879-nucleotide messenger RNA. NCBI's taxonomy places the organism in Eukaryota, Viridiplantae, Streptophyta, Magnoliopsida, Solanales, Solanaceae. The record is from RefSeq and is a predicted model, not a curated record.